UGUUUUUUGAGGUUGUUUGGUUACUCGGAAAGCUGCGACUCUUUAUCUUCGAACCGUUUUACACAAAGUUAUAUUUGUGUUUUUUGGAAGAUGCAUUUUUCAAUCUUGGGGCUGUUGGGAGCUUCGCUGGCUUGGACAGCGAGUGCUACGCCCAUUGUCCAGCCUGAAUUGCAAUCGAGGGCUACCAACUUUAACAACCCUGUUCUCUGGCAGGAUCACCCGGAUCUCGAUGUUUUCCGUGUAGGAGAUGUGUUUUACUAUUCCUCGUCGACUUUCGCCUUCUCCCCCGGAGCUCCGGUCUUGAAAUCUUACGACUUGGUCAACUGGACGCCAGUCUCGCACAGUGUGCCUAGACUCGACUUCGCGAGCAAGUACAACCUCAACAGUGCCACGGACCGGGCAUACGUCAAGGGAAUCUGGGCUAGCAGUCUGCAGUACCGCAAGUCCGACGACACCUUCUACUGGAUCGGAUGCAUCGAAGGCAAAACCUACGUCUACACGUCGACGAAUUCCGGUGCUGGAGCCAACAACGGCGAAGUCAACAACUGGAACUGGUCUCUCCGCGCGACCCUCAACAAAUGCUACUACGACUGCGGCCUCUUCUUCGACGAUAACGACACAGUCUACGUCGCGUACGGAAACACAGAUAUUCAGGUUGCGCAGCUCAGCUCCGACGCCCGCUCAGAAGUCCGCUCGCAAUCCGUCUACAAAGGCUCCGUCACCAUCGAGGGCUCCCGUAUGUACAAGGUCAACGGAAACUACUACAUCUUCGUCACGCGGCCUGCAAACGAAGAAUGGGUCCUCAAAGCUUCAAGCCCCUUCGGCCCGUACACCCAACGCGUCCUCGUCGCCAGCAUCUCCGGACCCCUAUCCAACGCCGGCUUCGCCCACCAAGGCGGCAUCGUCGGCACAAAAGACAACAAAUGGUACUACAUGGGCUUCAUGGACGCCUACCCCGGCGGCCGCAUCCCCGUUUCCGCUCCAAUAACAUGGGGUUCAGACGGCUUCCCGGUCCUCACAAAAGUCAACAACGGCUGGGGCCAGACCUACCCAACCCCCGUCGAAACCUCAAAAACCGUGCCGGGCCCCGAACGCGAAGAUUCCUUCACUUCUUCGUCGCUUUCCCACGAAUGGGAAUGGAACCACAACCCAGACACCUCCAAAUUCACCGUCCCAGCCUCAGGCGGCGGCAUCCAGCUCUCGACCGCCACCGUCACAAACGACCUCUUCACAGCGCGAAACACACUAACCCACCGCAUCCUCGGCCCCAAAUCCCACGGCACCUUCCGCUUCGACAUCUCGAAAAUGGCAGACGGCGACCGCGCGGGUGCUGCCCUCUUCCGCGACGUCGCGGCCUACAUCGGCAUCUACAAGGAAGGGUCCUCCGCGCGCAUCGUCAUGGUCAACAACCUCUCCCUCAACUCAGACUGGUCGACCAAAUCCACCGGCACCAUCGCCGCGACAGGACCUACGCUUCCUUCUGGAACCGCAGAAGUGUGGUUGAGGGUGCAGGCUGAUAUCACGCCUGCGUUCAGCGGGGGCGCGACGAGGACGACGACGUUUUUGUAUAGCGUUGAUGGCGGGAAUAGCUGGACGCAGCUGGGUGGCGGGUUUGGCAUGACGAAUACGUGGCAGUUUUUCACAGGGUACCGAUUUGCCGCUUUCAAUCAUGCUACCAAGAGUUUGGGAGGCAGUGUUGUGUUGAAGAGUUUUGCGUUGAAGAAGUGGUGA
Molecule: messenger RNA, 1731 nt
Organism: Periconia digitata
Lineage: Eukaryota; Fungi; Ascomycota; Dothideomycetes; Pleosporales; Periconiaceae
Source: the annotation of a GenBank genome assembly